AUGGCAGGGAAUACCAUCCUGCUGGCUGUUGUCUCUUCUUUCUCUACCUGUCAGCAAAACUAUUUUGCUCUUCAGGUUGGAAAGAUGGGAUUAAAAUGCAGGAUCAUUCCCUCAGCAGUCACUGGGUCACCAAAGUUCGAGAGAAUGUUUCGUGCACAGCAAAACUGUGUGGAGCUUUAUCCUGUGUUCUUGAUUACAUUGUGGAUGGCGGGAUGGUACUUCAAUGAAGUUUUUGCCGCUAUUUUGGGACUGGUGUACAUAUAUGGCCGUCACAAGUACUUCUGGGGAUAUUCAGAAGCUACUGAAAAAAGGAUGAGUGGUUUGGAGCUGAGUCUGAACGUUGCUCUGUUGACUGUGCUCAGCAGCCUGGGGAUUGCAAACUGCUGUCUGGAAGAGUACCUGGACCUCCAUAUUACCAAGAACCUGAGGCGGCCCUUCUAG
Marmota monax (woodchuck) is the source of this 441-nucleotide messenger RNA. It is a transcript of the gene Mgst2, whose product is annotated as microsomal glutathione S-transferase 2. Gene Ontology annotation, biological process: leukotriene biosynthetic process. NCBI's taxonomy places the organism in Eukaryota, Metazoa, Chordata, Mammalia, Rodentia, Sciuridae. Gene Ontology annotation, molecular function: glutathione transferase activity; glutathione peroxidase activity; enzyme activator activity. Gene Ontology annotation, cellular component: endoplasmic reticulum; membrane; nuclear envelope. The record is from RefSeq and is a predicted model, not a curated record.